Messenger RNA from Penaeus chinensis, 3291 nucleotides. RefSeq names its product phosphatidylinositol phosphatase PTPRQ-like. Bases 1 to 3201 code for a protein of 1066 amino acids. The record is from RefSeq and is a predicted model, not a curated record. The transcript has 13 exons. Lineage: Eukaryota; Metazoa; Arthropoda; Malacostraca; Decapoda; Penaeidae. Gene Ontology annotation, molecular function: protein binding.
AUGACUCCCUACGUGGAAAAAGAGCUCUUUGUAGACAGAGGAUAUCCACCAAAGAUCAGUGUGACGAUAAUAAAUAAGCUGUACAUUCGAGUCACUUGGAAGCGAGAGGGUCCAUGGAGCAACGUAAGAGAUUUCACUGUCGAUUUCAGAGGCACUGGUGAAAGGCCUACUUCUCGACAUUGUACUGGCCUGAUAAUACCAUGCAGCAGCGACGUUUGUAGUUUUGACAGUAACGAACGCUGCCCAAGUUUUGGUGUAUGCCAUGACGUGGGAGUUGUGAUAAGAGGAAAUGGCUACAGUUCUCGUGAAUUUAAAGUACGAACAGAUGCCUACACGCCAGCCUCUGUCAGCGUAGAAUCGAAAGACGCUACGCUGAAUGUUACCUGGCGAGGCCCAUCAGCUAAGGACGAAGAUUGCUAUGCCGGGUCUGUCCUCACCAUAUCGACGCCAUGGACGGAAUACAGCGCCGCUUUCACCGAAAUCCUUAACCAGUAUCAGCACAGCCACAAUCUUACGGGCUGUGAUGUAGGGAAUGUAACGGCGUCCCUGAGGUCUUUCGAUCUGAUGGGGAACAGCGAGACGGUGACCAACAGCACAGAAUACUUAGGGGAAAGUGCUUUCCCUGUCAUCAGUGAUCUGAAAAUCGUAUCUGAACGCAGAAGUCUUUUUGUAGCUUGGGAUCUUAUUGAAAAUUGUACAGAGGUGACCUACUUACUGACAUGGACGCCUCCGGACGCCGGUGGAGAAAUAACAGUUUCAAGCACGUUUGCCAACAUCACAGGACUAUCGCCCUAUCAAGAAUAUUUGGUCACAGUUCAGCCUUUGGAAGGAAAACGCAACUUGGGAGCACCGAGAAGUGAAAAAGUAUCCACAGAAUAUGAAGAUUACCCAGAGGUCAACGUGACAGUAAUAAAUAAGCUGCACAUCCGAGUCACUUGGAAACGAGAGGGUCCAUGGAGUGCCGUAAGUGAUUUCAUCGUCGACUUCAGAAGCAUCGGUGAAAGACCUACGUCGCAACCUUGCACUGGCCUGAUAAUACCAUGCAGCAGAGAUUUUUGUAGUUUUGACAGCAACGAACGCUGUCCAGGUUUUGGUGUCUGCCGUGAUGUGGGAAUCGUUAUAAAAGGAAAUGAAUACAGUACUGAUGAGCUUCGAGUACGGACAGAUGCUUACACGCCAGCCUCUGUCAGUGUAGAAUCGAACGGCGGUACGCUGAAUAUUUCCUGGAGAGGCCCAGCAAAUAAGGACGGAGAUUGCUAUGCCGGGUCUGUCCUCACCAUAUCGACGCCAUGGACGGAAUACAGCGGCGCUUUCACCGAAAUCCUUAACCAGUAUCAGCACAGCCACAAUCUUACGGGCUGUGAUGUAGGGAAUGUUACGGCGUCCCUGAGGUCUUUCGAUCUGAUGGGGAACAGCGACACGGUGACCAACAGCACAGACUACUUGGGGGAAAAUGCUUACCCUGUCAUCGAUGACCUGAAAGUUACACUUGAACGGAGAAGUGCUUUUGUAACUUGGGACCUUAUAGGAAAUUGCACAAAAGUGACCUCCUAUCUACUUGCAUGGACGCCUCCGGACGCCGGUGGAGAAAUAACAGUUUUAAGCACCUUUGCCAACAUCACAGGCUUGUCCCCCUGUCAAGAAUAUUCGCUAGCAGUGCAGCCACUGAAAGAAACAGAUAACUUGGGAGCACCAAGAAAUGAAGAAAUACUCACAGGUUAUGAAGUUCCUCAAGCACCAACCAAUGUGACAGUACUGGCAAUGGAAAGAAAGUCAGACAGUCUACACGUAACUUGGACUCAGCCCUCCCCUCCCGGUCCCUUGUGCCCGAUCACCAUCAACUACAUCAGCUGGUCUAGAGCCGACACAGGUGGAUCAGCUGGCGAGGAAGAAAUCGCUGCUGGUUCAUCCUACACCAUUACCGGCCUGGAUCCCUGUACUCAGUACAGCAUCACUGUGAGAGCGGGUAACGAGGAAGGUUAUGGGGACCAAUAUGGAGAGAACAUUGGAAACACAUUUGCCAAACCUCCACAAGCACCAUCCAAUAUAAGAGUACUGAUGGUGGAAAAUGUGUCAGACCACUUGGAUGUGACCUGGACACAACCUGCACCUCCUGGACCCUUAUGCCCCAUUACUAACAACACCAUAAGGUGGACUCUAGCUGAAACAGGGGAUGCAGUUGGUCAUGAGGAAAUCAUUGCCAGUACAGCAUACUCUAUAUCUGGCCUGGAAGCCUACACUACUUACAUGGUACAUGUGGGUUCUAAAACAGAUGGAGGUUUUGGUCAAGAAGUUACUGCAAAUAAUACCACUGACCAAGACAUUCCUGGUUCUGCAAUAAUUACUUCGCUAGAUGUCAUAACGCCUUCGUCACUAUUAGUUAAAUGGCUCCCACCACCUCGGCCAAAUGGUGUUAUCACAAGAUACAAGAUUGAAUGGAGAUAUGGAAAUCAAGUUAAUUCUACAGACCUCAAUUAUAACGAAACACAUUACAAAAUAACUGAUUUAACAGCUUGUGUCUUCCAUGAAAUUACCAUUAUGGCUGAGACUAUAAAAGGUUUUGGAGACAGAAGUAACAGAAAUACAACAAUGGCAGUAGCCCCAGAAGCUCCAGAUGAUGUGGUUGCUGUUAUGGUGCCUAAUAUAUCAGAUCAGCUUAAGGUUACAUGGACACAGCCAAAACCAGAUGGAAAGUGUACCAUCAUCAGCAACAAGGUCAUGUGGAUAUGGCAGAACUAUGGAGAAAGUGAAGUAAACGAGACAAUCAUAUCAAACACUUCCAAUUAUACCAUCAGAGGCCUAAAACCAUAUACCAAUUACACUGUAUGUGUAGCAGUUAAAACAGAAGGAGGCUACGGACCUAGUCGAGAGUGCUCUAGUGCCGUCACUGAAGAAGAUGUUCCAGGUCCUCCAAUUGUAACAGACAUAGAGCCGUCAUUGGAUAGCAUUCAGCUGUUGUGGGAACAUCCCAUUGAACCACGCGGGGAAUUGUUGUUCUAUAAUUUGAGCUGGAUGAAUACAGCAGAUAUCUCUGAUAGCGGCAACGAAAAAUUACCUGCAAACCAGACAAGCUACACUAUCACUGGGCUUCAGAGCAACUCACAGUAUAACAUUUCACUCAUGGCAAAGACUUCUGCCGGUUGGGGCACGGUUAUGGCAGAAACACAUGAAACCAUGAAAACCCACAACCAUCACUCCUGAGCCCCUCUGGAUGCUCGUCUUCGUCGUCACUGCAGCACUUGCAAUAAUGGGAUUGUUGGUCUAUAGACAGAGACGGUAAGAAGUUCCCGU